GAGUAUUCGGUAUUCUGUAUUCGCCGCCAAGCCAACAUUCAUUCUAGUUUUAGCCGGUAGGGAGAGAACACACAUCAUUUCCUCUAUUUAUAUCCAACAAAUAAAUCCAAAAACAUGGCGUUCAUUGGCAAGAAGUACAAGAUGAUCUCAUCGGAGAACUUUGACGAGUUCAUGAAGGCAAUCGGCGUUGGGCUGAUCACCCGCAAAACAGCCAACGCAGUGACGCCAACGGUGGAGCUGAAGCAAGAUGGCGACUCGUACGUCCUGGUGACGUCGUCCACUUUCAAGACCACGGAGGUGAAGUUCAAGCCUGGCGAAGAGUUCGAUGAGGAGCGCGCCGACGGUGCCAAGGUGAAGACGGUUUGCACUUUGGAUGGAAACACUCUGAAGCAGACGCAAAAGGCCGCCGAUGGCAUGGUCGUCACCUACGUCAGGGAAUUCGGACCUGAGGAGAUGAAGGCUACGAUGACCGCCAACGACGUGACCUGCACCAGAGUGUACAAAGUUGUAAGCUAAGCGCCAUAAGACUGCCGGGCUGGGCCCUCUACUGUCCUAUUAUUUUAUAUAACAUACCCAAUAAACAACUAUUUUCAUAAAACUAGGUUUAUUUCAAAAACGCACACGCGAUUUUCGACUGUAAGUGUGAAAACACCUUAGAGUUUGUUCUACGAGGUUCUCGUGCUGCCAAAGUUAGAGUGUGAAUGGUAUGGAAAACGUUACAGCUGUUGUAUAAGUUUUUAGUGCAUAUUUAAAUAAAGUUUUUUUUACUUUA
Messenger RNA from Maniola jurtina (meadow brown), 772 nucleotides. It is a transcript of the gene fabp, whose product is annotated as sodium/calcium exchanger regulatory protein 1. The record is from RefSeq and is a predicted model, not a curated record. Gene Ontology annotation, cellular component: nucleus; cytosol. The transcript has 4 exons. Gene Ontology annotation, molecular function: fatty acid binding. NCBI's taxonomy places the organism in Eukaryota, Metazoa, Arthropoda, Insecta, Lepidoptera, Nymphalidae. The coding region runs from base 115 to 516 and encodes 133 amino acids. Gene Ontology annotation, biological process: fatty acid transport.